Messenger RNA from Medioppia subpectinata, 1944 nucleotides. The record is from the annotation of a GenBank genome assembly. Lineage: Eukaryota; Metazoa; Arthropoda; Arachnida; Sarcoptiformes; Oppiidae.
AUCAAAACUGGAGCUACAGUGCCGGGCAGUAUAUACACAGACCUGCGGGCCAGUGGUCACUUGCCAGAGGAGUUGCUCAGCGGUUAUAACGAUGUCAAUUACCGGUGGGUCUCGUGGGACAACUGGACAUAUGAGCGCACGUUUGACGCAUCUUGGUUCAUUCUUGGUCCAGAAAGGCUCUUCUUGGUGGCCGAAGGGGUGGACACAGUGUCCAAGAUAUACGUGAACGACCAGUUGGUCGGCGAGACUGUCAACCAAUACGUGCGGUACAGGUUUGACGUGAAGAAAGUUGUUAAAUACGGUCAGAACACUAUACGCGUGGCGUUCGAGUCGGCGCUAACCUACUCGCGCCGGCAGUCGCAAUGGUAUCACGACAAAUACCACUACGAUAUCAUACCUGGAUGUAUGGCUAAGGAAUACCACGGCGAGUGUCACAACAAUAUGAUUCGCAAAAUGGCCUCGUCGUACAGCUGGGAUUGGGGACCGGCAUUUCCCACACAAGGCAUAUGGAAACCCAUCGGUCUGGAGGCGUAUAGCGAGGCCGUUGUGCGGGACAUAGUUAUCGAGACCAUACCAGACAAGAGUUGGCCCUAUAAGUUUGAGAUCAACGCCGACGUUGUCAUUGAGUCGGGUCUCGGCGCGGGCGCCGCCUAUACCGCUGAACUAUCACUACAACUGAAUGAAUACGAACUGCUAUCGGGCCGGGAGUAUACACUGACACCCGGGCCGGACGGCACCAGUAAAGUGAAACUUAUAACUGGUGUGGAUGGUGCCGAGCCGUGGUGGCCAAACGGCGUGGGCAACAACACUCAGCAGUUGUACGAGCUAAAAGUGGUCGCCAAAUUUGAGAAGUCCCGCAGCGUGUCUGAACUGACCCGGCGUUUUGGGUUUCGGUCGAUCGAAGUGAUUCAAACACCGGUGCAGCCGAAGGGACUGACAUUUUACUUCCAGGUGAACGGACAGCCAUUUUAUGCCAAAGGGUCCAAUUGGAUACCCGCCGACAACCUCCAGGAGCGCAUCACACGUGACUACUUGCGUGGGCUGAUGCAGUCGGCCAGAGAUGCCAACAUGAAUAUGAUGCGCGUCUGGGGCGGCGGUGUCUACGAGUCGGACUACCUGUACGAGUUGGCCGACGAGUUUGGUAUUAUGAUUUGGCAGGACAUGAUGUUCGCCUGCAGUCUAUACCCAUCCGAUCCGGACUUCUUGGCCACCGUUGACCAGGAGGUGACACAACAGGUCCGUCGACUACAACACCAUCCGUCUAUCGCUUUGUGGGCCGGUAACAACGAGAACGAGAGUUGGGUGCGAUUGGGCAACAAGAAUGACACCGCACAGCAUAAAUCAGAUUACAUCGAGCUCUACAUUAAUCACAUCCGGCGCCGUAUACUCGCUGAAGACCUCAGCCGUACGUUUGUGGGCUCGAGUCCAUCGAAUGGGGCCGAAGAGGAACAGGAGGAUUGGGUAGCAGAACACGCGUCAGACACCCGUUACGGCGAUGUCCACUACUAUACGUAUGACAAACCCCUAUGGAAUUGGCGUCAAUACCCCAGCGGUAAGUUUGCCUCCGAAUACGGCUACAUAUCCUACCCGUCCGUCGAGACACUGUUGACUGUAUUGAACGAGACUGACCUGACGUUCCCGAUCAGUGCGGCGCUGGAGCACAGGCAGCACCACCCCGGAGGUACCAAAUCAAUCGAGAAGGCAAUUGCCACUUAUUUCAAACUGCCCUCGAAGGGUGGUGUCGAUCGGUUCGCCGAUUUGGUGUACUUAUCACAAGUAAUACAAGCGAUGGCUAUGAAAGUGGAGACAGAGUUUUACCGCCGCAACCGAGCGAUAGACCCGAAGACGGGUAACGGGAACACAAUGGGUGCCCUGUAUUGGCAGUUGAAUGACAUCUGGCCGGGCACUACCUGGGCGUCCAUUGAAUACGGGGGCAAAUGGAAA